Pyrus x bretschneideri (Chinese white pear) is the source of this 780-nucleotide messenger RNA. RefSeq names its product protein LEAD-SENSITIVE 1-like. The coding region runs from base 1 to 780 and encodes 259 amino acids. The record is from RefSeq and is a predicted model, not a curated record. NCBI's taxonomy places the organism in Eukaryota, Viridiplantae, Streptophyta, Magnoliopsida, Rosales, Rosaceae. The transcript has 2 exons.
AUGGGUCUGCUGACGAACAGAGUGGAGAGAAAUGAGAUCAAGCUAGGAGACCACAUCUACACCUACAGAGCCGUCUUUGCCUACUCUCACCACGGUAUUUAUCUGGGCGGAAGCAAGGUGGUCCAUUUUAGACCCAAGAGAAACUUGAACUCAAGCACUGAAUCAUCAUCUGAUGUUUAUGAUUCAAUGUCCUGUUCCACCACUCCUGACUGUGGAUUUCGGCAACCCAACAGUGGCGUUGUCCUCUCAUGCCUGGACUGCUUCCUCAAAAAUGGAUCCCUUUACUGCUUCGAAUAUGGGGUUAGCCCUUCGGUUUUCCUUGCAAAAGUACGGGGUGGCACAUGCACAACUGCAGCAUCCGACCCAUCAGAAACGGUUGUCCACCGCGCGAUGUAUCUUCUUCAAAAUGGAUUUGGCAACUACGAUAUAUUUCAAAACAACUGCGAGGACUUUGCUAUGUAUUGCAAAACCGGUCUCUUGAUAAUAGACAAGGAAGGCGUGGGAAGAAGUGGUCAAGCUUCUUCUGUUAUUGGCGCCCCAUUGGCAGCCAUUCUUUCUUCUCCUCUGAAGUUGUUGAUGCCCAGCUCGGUUGGUGUAGCUACCGUAACUGCUGGGAUGUACUGUAUGAGCAGGUAUGCAACUGACAUUGGUGUUCGAACUGAUGUGAUCAAGGUGGCCGUGGAGGAUUUGGCCGUGAACUUGGGUUGGGGCAGCGACCAUGAGGAGGAAAUAACUGAGGACGAUGAUUCCGAUUCCCUUAUUACACAAAUUACUGGGUAA